Mastomys coucha (southern multimammate mouse) is the source of this 3469-nucleotide messenger RNA. RefSeq names its product BRCA1 associated protein 1 (gene Bap1). The record is from RefSeq and is a predicted model, not a curated record. Bases 167 to 2350 code for a protein of 727 amino acids. Gene Ontology annotation, cellular component: cytoplasm. Gene Ontology annotation, biological process: ubiquitin-dependent protein catabolic process; protein deubiquitination. The transcript is spliced from 17 exons. Gene Ontology annotation, molecular function: cysteine-type deubiquitinase activity. NCBI's taxonomy places the organism in Eukaryota, Metazoa, Chordata, Mammalia, Rodentia, Muridae.
UCGUCGUGUGAUGAUGACGUUAUACGGCCGGCGCGGGCGAGUGACGCGGCGCGGCCCGUUGUCUGUGUGGGGCUGAGGAGCCCCGAGGGCGGUGGGCGCUCCCGGUGGGGGCGGCGCGGGGUUAGUAGGGCCUGGACAUGGCGCUGAGGGGCCGCUCCGCGGGAAGAUGAAUAAGGGCUGGCUGGAGCUGGAGAGUGACCCAGGCCUUUUCACCCUCCUGGUGGAAGAUUUCGGUGUCAAAGGGGUGCAAGUGGAGGAGAUCUAUGACCUUCAGAGUAAAUGCCAGGGGCCUGUAUAUGGAUUUAUCUUCCUGUUCAAAUGGAUCGAAGAACGCAGGUCCCGCCGCAAGGUUUCUACGUUGGUGGAUGAUACCUCUGUGAUUGAUGAUGAUAUUGUGAAUAACAUGUUCUUUGCUCACCAGCUGAUUCCCAACUCUUGUGCCACUCACGCCUUGCUGAGCGUGCUUCUGAACUGCAGCAAUGUGGAUCUGGGGCCCACGCUGAGUCGAAUGAAGGAUUUCACCAAAGGCUUCAGCCCUGAGAGCAAAGGAUAUGCAAUUGGCAAUGCCCCUGAACUGGCCAAGGCACAUAAUAGCCAUGCCAGGCCAGAACCACGUCACCUUCCUGAGAAACAGAAUGGCCUCAGUGCAGUGCGAACCAUGGAGGCAUUUCACUUUGUCAGCUAUGUUCCUAUCACAGGGAGGCUCUUUGAAUUGGAUGGGUUGAAAGUCUACCCUAUUGAUCAUGGGCCCUGGGGAGAGGAUGAGGAGUGGACAGAUAAAGCCCGAAGGGUCAUCAUGGAGCGAAUUGGCCUCGCUACUGCAGGGGAGCCCUACCAUGACAUUCGCUUCAACCUGAUGGCAGUGGUGCCUGACCGCAGGAUUAAGUAUGAGGCCAGACUACAUGUACUGAAGGUGAACCGACAAACAGUCCUGGAGGCCCUGCAGCAGCUGAUUAGAGUAACACAGCCGGAGCUGAUUCAGACCCACAAAUCUCAAGAGUCACAACUGCCUGAGGAGAGCAAGCCAGCUAGCAGCAAGUCCCCCCAUGGUCUGGAGGCAGGCAGAACUCCAGCGGCCUCUGAGUGCACUCACACAGAUGGUGCAGAGGAGGUGGCUGGUUCAUGCCCACAAACUACAACCCAUAGUCCUCCCAGCAAAUCUAAGCUGGUGGUGAAGCCUGCAGGGAGCAACCUCAAUGGGGUUCCCCCAAACCCUACCCCUAUUGUCCAGCGGCUGCCAGCCUUUCUAGACAAUCACAAUUAUGCCAAAUCUCCUAUGCAGGAGGAGGAAGACCUGGCGGCAGGUGUGGGUCGCAGCCGAGUUCCAGUCCGAGCACCCCAGCAGUACUCUGAUGAUGAAGAUGACUAUGAGGAUGAUGAAGAUGACGUGCAGAACACCAAUUCUGCCAUCAGAUUCAAGCGGAAGGGGACAGGGAAGCCAGGAUCGUUGAGCAAUUCUUCAGAUGGGCAGCUGUCAGUGCUGCAGCCCAACACCAUCAAUGUCUUAACUGAGAAGCUUCAAGAGUCUCAGAAAGACCUUUCAGUUCCUCUGUCCAUCAAGACUAGCAGUGGGGCUGGGAGUCCAGCUGUGGCUGUGCCCACACACUCGCAGCCUUCACCCACCCCUAGCAAUGAGAGCACGGACACAGCCUCUGAGAUUGGCAGUGCUUUCAACUCACCCUUGCGUUCACCCAUCCGCUCGGCCAACCCAACACGGCCCUCUAGCCCUGUCACCUCUCACAUCUCCAAGGUGCUCUUUGGAGAAGAUGACAGCCUACUGCGUGUUGACUGCAUGCGCUACAACCGUGCCGUCCGUGACCUGGGUCCUGUCAUUAGCACGGGCCUGCUGCACCUUGCUGGAGAUGGUGUACUGAGUCCUCUGGCACUCACAGAGGGUGGGAAGGGUUCCUCACCUUCUACCAGAUCAAGCCAAGGCAUCCAGGGGUCCAGCAGCCUGGAGGAGGAGGUGGUGGAAGUCACAGAGAGCAGAGACAAGUCUGGGCUCAACAGGUCCAGUGAGCCCUUGAGUGGAGAGAAGUACUCACCCAAGGAGCUGCUAGCACUGCUGAAGUGUGUAGAAGCUGAGAUUGCAAACUAUGAGGCCUGUCUCAAGGAGGAGGUGGAGAAAAGGAAGAAAUUCAAGAUUGAUGAUCAGCGAAGGACCCACAACUAUGACGAGUUUAUCUGUACCUUCAUAUCCAUGCUGGCUCAGGAAGGAAUGCUGGCCAACCUAGUGGAACAGAACAUCUCAGUGCGGCGCCGCCAAGGGGUCAGCAUUGGUCGGCUUCACAAGCAGCGGAAGCCUGACCGGAGGAAACGCUCUCGCCCCUACAAGGCCAAACGCCAGUGAGAACUCUGGCCCUGACUCUGCAGCCUCUCUUGCCGCAAGGCCCUCACCAGGGCCCUUCACUGUCCUUCUUUUCCAAGUAUUACUGAGUCGUUCAACGAGAGCCCAGGCCCUGGGAGUGGGAGUGACAUGUGUAUUCUGCACUAUGCUCUGGGGCUUGGCAGGGACAGGGCAGCUCCAUAGUGCUCAGGAAGCAGCAGCUGGAACUGGAGAGUGCUAUGGCCUCCACAGCCAUCUGAUGAGCAGCGGGACCUGGCCUUUUUGCCUGGGCAGCAGGAUAUUCAUUCUACCUAUUGGAGAUGUUUAUUUUGGGGGGCUUUUGGCUAUCUUGCCACUGUAUUAACAUGGCAGCUUCCUGACUCUGCUGUCUCUCCCAGCAGCUGUCAUUGUGCUGGGGCCAGGUCUGUUAUAACAUACUGCAGUCCCAGCUGGGAAACGCACCAGCCACUAGCCUGUCCUUGUUGUGGAGAAGCUUGGCCUACUCUUGAUUCCUCUGGGUGAGCACCAGACUCAGGGACCUGGCUGCUGAGCUGGAAUGGGUGUGGGGAUCCAUUCGUAGGAUGUACAGCCUAUCGGGGUCCCACAGCUAUAGUGGGGACAAGGGUUUGAACUGUCCCCGUGGCAUGCAGACUGCCUGUCAGUGAGUCAGAGCAGGGCUCUGGGGCUCUUUGCCUUCAGUGUUGUGGCCCUGGCCAUGGGCCUGCCUUAGGCUCCUAAUCUCUGUCUCUGGGGCCCAGAGGAGCCUCUGCCUAGCCCCUCAGUAUUACCGUGUCUUCUCUUAAAAAUAUCAGAGGCAGGGCUGCUUAAAUAAAGCUGGCACUAUUCAAUUCUCCCUACUGUGCCAGCUUUCUUGGCCUCUUGCAAGGUACUCAGGGUAGGGGACAGGGUCAAGAGGAGUUAGAACUUCUGUGUUCCCAUAGGGCUUGAUACCAAUGGGGCAGUAAGCACAGCACUGCUUCAAGCUCCAGCCCCAAAUAGCCCUGUGCCCUCUGCUAGAUACAGGUGAUCCAAGCAGGUUUCUUAUCUGUACAUAGUAACUGUAGGGAGAUGGUCAGAAGUCUGAUCCCUCUAGUUUCUGUAAAUAUUGAAUCAGUGAGUGAAUAAAAGUGUGCUAAUAAAUGA